This is a messenger RNA of Impatiens glandulifera, 1578 nucleotides long. Its product is annotated as probable receptor-like protein kinase At1g49730. Gene Ontology annotation, molecular function: protein tyrosine kinase activity; ATP binding. The transcript has 11 exons. Gene Ontology annotation, biological process: protein phosphorylation. Lineage: Eukaryota; Viridiplantae; Streptophyta; Magnoliopsida; Ericales; Balsaminaceae. The coding region runs from base 1 to 1563 and encodes 520 amino acids. The record is from RefSeq and is a predicted model, not a curated record. Gene Ontology annotation, cellular component: plasma membrane.
AUGAUGCUCGACGAGGUCGACAAACGGAAGGAUAUAAUGGUUCUCGCCACCAUCUAUCAAGUGCUCCCUAAGGACGUCCUUUUCAUUGUGGCCGAGAAGGAUUUUGCCAAGCUAGCGUGUGAGACGCUAAAGAAAAUGCAUGUUGGAUUGGAGAGAGUCAAGGAGAAAAAAGUGCAAACCCUAAAGACAUACUUCGAGGCGAUUCGCAUGAAGAAUGGGGAAUUAGUGGGUGAUUUCGCCAUAAAACUAGCAUCCAUCAUGACAGACGAGAUUCGAAGAGCAUUAUGCAAGCACAAUAAGAAUAAUCCAAGUCUCACUCAAAAGCAAUUGCAAGAAUGGGUUCAUAGUAACUAUGGUUUGCAGUUGUUGACUGAUGAAAAAAUUAUUGAAAGCGUUAUUGGAAUUAAUAAAGAUGAUAUCGAUGAAGAAGAUGAUGAAAGUUCUACAAUUGAGCCCCCUUCGCGAAACAAAGCUAUUAAAGCGGCAAUCACAUUGAACAAUUUCUUAUCAGAGCACUUCUUUUUGCUUGCCUUCAUCUCUGCCGAUCUCGCCGUCCAGAACUGCGAACAUUAUCCAAGAUAUAGAAAAUGCUUAUCUCCUGCUUCAAUCUCCUACUUGAAUCUUACAAUGGAACCUCCCUAUAUAGUGAAUAAUCUGUUUAGUGCUGUCACAUACUUCAAUUGCUUUCUUUUUUCUUUUGUGAAUGUAUCUUUUUCAGGUAGACAUCCUUAUUUGAGAUGUUUCUCAUAUGAUGAUAUAAAGAAGGCAACAAAUGGAUUUCGCAGAAUUAUGGACUCCUCUUCAAAUGGACCUGCUUAUAAAGCCGCAUUCCUUGAUGGGCAUGUCGCUAUGGUAAAAGAAGCAAAAACUUUUAAUGAAGAUAAAGAUGGAUUUUACAGGGAAGUACAACUGUUGGAACGCUUACAUCACCGCCAUAUUAUUUCGCUUUGUGGAUUCUCCACAGGCCGCAAAAGAUUCCUUGUCUUUGAUCACAUUGAGAAUGGAAGCCUCAAGGAGCAUCUGAAUGAUCCUCUUAAAACACCCUUGAAUUGGAGAACCCGAUUACAGAUAGCCAUUGGUGUGGCAGCAGCCCUGGAAUAUCUUUAUUUCUUCUGUGAUCCACCUCUAUAUCAUGUCUCCAUCAGUUCAAGUACCAUAAUGCUGGAUGAGAACUUCAACGCAAAGGUCUCUGACAUUGGCCUUUUUAGCUCGGGUAGAGAUCAAACUGUAUUACCACACUAUUCGUGUCCAAAAGAAUGUAUAGAGGAGGUUAGGAAAAGAUUGAUAUUCCAACUUGGUUUGUUAAUUCUCGAGCUAAUUACUGGACAAUCGUCGGAAAAGGGAAGUACUGAUCUAAUUGAAUGGGUCCAAGAUUCACAUUUUUCCAAUUCAAUACAUCUGAUGAUAGAUCCGGAUCUAGGAAAUAGUUAUGACUCUAGAGAGCUUAAAGAUCUUCUAUCUGUAGCCAGGUUAUGCAUAAAGUCUGUUGAUAAACCAACUAAAUUUAUUCCACAAGUAUUAAGGUAUCUACAAAAGAAGGUUUCCAUCCCCACCAUAAACUAAAUAAUAAUAUUUUUU